GGUGCGAAUGGUCGUCUCCUCCCCUUUGUCUUGGCCUUAUAUAUGACCAUUGAUUGAGCUAAGUGACCCCCCUGUCCACUCUAAUUCCGCCCUCCGUACCUAUUGCAUGCAUUUCGUACGCUGGGGAAAUUGGUUCAGUACGGGGUACCUACACUACCUACACAAGAAAAAUAAACUCCCUCCCCCUCCGACGACCGCCUCUUUUCAGACUAUUUCCUCCUGAACCCCCAUCGAUUUUUCUUUUCUUCUUUUCCUUUUCCCUCCUUUCCUUCCCAUGCUCGACAGGUCUUAACCGACUCUUGUCCGUGUCUAUUCUUCCAUCUCAGUCCCAUCGCGAGAGACGCAUGUCACGCGACCGUUGUCGUCUUUCCACCUCCUCACCCAAAACAAAACAUCAACAAUCAUCCCCCCCUUUGUUCCUCCUUUCCGGCAUCACCAACGGAGGCAUAUUCUGCAUAUCCAACCCGCAUCUGCCGCAAUCAUGACCGCCCCCGAGGCCCCCAUGGCUCAGUCCUCUGCUGUUCCGGCCUCGGCCGCCAAGGACCAGAUCGCGACUCGUCGCCGCAGAAAGUCGAGCGUGCGCGGUCAUGGCUACGUCCACGAUGCCUCCUCGCGCCACUCCUCCAAACAGGACCAGCUCGAUAGGCUCUCCAAGCGCAGCCGCGCCCGCGCCAUCCUCCGCCGCUGCAAGCACAUUGCCGUCAAACACACCUGGACCACCCCGCUCGUCCUCACCCUCGCCUUCCUCUCCCUCUACGCCAUCAACCCGACCGAGUCCAAUGUCAUUCACCACUUCAUCUUCCUUUCCUACAAGAUCCCCGCCGCCGUCGGAGCUGCCCCUGAUGCCGACGCGCCCCCGCAGUACGGCAAGGGUCUCUGGGACAUCGCCUUCGUCAGCUUCUACGCCAUCGUGCUAUCCUUCACCCGCGAGUUCAUCAUGCAGGAGCUCCUCCGUCCCCUGGCCAAGUUCUACGGCAUCCGGUCCCGCGGCAAGCAGCUUCGCUUUAUGGAGCAGGCCUACACUGCCAUCUACUUUGGCAUCCUCGGCCCCCUUGGCGUGUACGUCAUGAGCCGCACCCCCGUCUGGUACUUCAACACCACCGGCAUGUAUGAGGCCUUCCCCCACAAGACCCACGAGGCCAUCGUCAAGUUCUACUACCUCUUCGAGGCCGCCUACUGGGCCCAGCAGGCCCUGGUCAUGCUUCUUGGCCUCGAGAAGCCGCGCAAGGACUACUACGAGCUCGUCGCGCAUCACAUUGUCACUCUGGCCCUCAUCGCUCUGAGCUACCGCUUCCACUUCACCUACAUGGGCAUUGCCGUCUACCUGACCCACGACAUCAGCGACUUUUUCAUGGCCAUGUCCAAAACUCUCAAUUACAUCGACAGCCCCAUCACCGGGCCGUGGUACUGCCUUUCCCUGGCGUCAUGGAUCUACCUCCGUCACGUCAUCAACCUGAAGAUCCUCUGGUCCAUCCUCACCGAGUUUUCCACCGUCGGCCCUUACGAGCUCAACUGGGAGACGCAGCAGUACAAGUGCCGGCUCGCCAAGGUCAUCACUUUCACCCUGCUCGGCUCCCUGCAAUCCCUCAACCUUUUCUGGCUCUUCUUUCUCCUCCGCAUCGGGUACCGCUUCAUCCUGCACGACGUUAAGCAGGACGACCGCUCCGAGGCCGAGGACUCCGAGGCCGAGCCCAUGGACACCAUGGACGAGGUUUCCAAGGUGGACGCGGCUCCCAUUGUGAGCGGCGAGGCUGCCAAGGCCGCGCAGACAGUUGCCAACGACAUCAGCAAGGCGGCGGGUGGCAGCAAUGCAUCACGGACCCGCAGCCGACGCGCCGCAUAAAAAGGAAGCUACCAGAUUGUCGGUCGCCCCAUCAAUAUUUCUUUCUACUAGCUCUGGCCUCAUAUUCGAACUCGUUGGUCCGGAACCAUUGUAUAUGUAGUAUAUUUCAUAAUGCCUAAUGUGUAAUGACCAUG
This is a messenger RNA of Colletotrichum navitas, 1977 nucleotides long. RefSeq names its product TLC domain-containing protein. The transcript has 2 exons. The record is from RefSeq and is a predicted model, not a curated record. Gene Ontology annotation, cellular component: membrane. The coding region runs from base 482 to 1843 and encodes 453 amino acids. NCBI's taxonomy places the organism in Eukaryota, Fungi, Ascomycota, Sordariomycetes, Glomerellales, Glomerellaceae. Gene Ontology annotation, biological process: ceramide biosynthetic process. Gene Ontology annotation, molecular function: sphingosine N-acyltransferase activity.